AGAAUGUGAAACAAAAAAUUAGAGAGAAGUAGACACAGACCUUGACAAAACAGCGAAGAUGUCUCAGUGCUUGAGAACCUUAAACCCUCCAAAACCCCUUCUCAAUAACACCAAUCUCUCAAUGCCCAAUUCGACUCUCCCUUCGUUCUCUUCCUUUGAACCAAAAUUAAAGAGAUACCCGAGGAUCUCUGGAUUGUCUGCACAGAAUCAAACCCAGAAACAAAAAUUGUCACUUGAUGCUCUGAUCAACAGUAGCCGCAAGGAGGAGCUCCUUGGGGCCAUUAAAGGCUCAUUAUCUAAUUGUCUAUCGGAGACAAAUCUUCAUUUGACGGUUCCCGGUCUCAAAUCUAAAACCAGAGGCAAGGUGAGAGAUAUUUAUGAUGGAGGGGAUUAUCUUAUUUUGGUCACAACUGAUCGGCAGAGUGCUUUUGAUAGAAUUCUCGCUUCUAUUCCCUUCAAGGGCCAGGUUCUAAACGAAACGAGCCUGUGGUGGUUCAAUAGAACUCAACACAUAACUCAGAAUGCAGUUGUGUCUGCUCCUGAUAAAAAUGUUACGAUUGCAAAGAAAUGCUCAGUUUUUCCUGUUGAAUUUGUUGUUAGGGGGUAUGUGACUGGAAGCACAGAUACAUCACUAUGGACAGUCUACAAAAGUGGCGUCCGGAAUUACUGUGGCAAUGCCCUUCCAGAUGGCUUGGUUAAAAACCAGAAGCUGACUGUAAAUAUACUCACUCCAACUACCAAGGCUGCAGAUCAUGAUGUUCCUGUAACUCCUAGUGAGAUAAUUGAGCAAGGGUUAAUGACUCAAGCUGAUUAUGAUGAAGCCAGCAGGAAAGCAUUGAGCUUAUUUGGAUAUGGACAGCGUGUGGCUUUAGAACAUGGCUUGAUAUUAGUAGACACAAAAUAUGAAUUUGGAAGGAGCUCUGAUGGUUCAAUUCUAUUGAUCGAUGAGGUGCAUACACCUGACUCAAGCAGAUACUGGAUCGCCCAUUCUUAUGAAGAACGUUUUCGGAAUGGCCUUGAACCUGAAAAUGUUGAUAAGGAGUUCUUACGGUUGUGGUUCAAGGAUCAUUGUGAUCCAUACAAAGAUGAGGUCCUUCCUGAUGCUCCUGAAGAACUUGUUUGUGAGCUGUCUUGGAGGUAUAUUUUCUUGUACGAGACAAUAACUAAAUCAAAAUUUGAGGUGCCAUUGUUAGAGGACCCUAUACAUGAUCGGAUCUCAAGAAACGUUGAACUAGCAUUAUCAUCCUUGAAGUGAUUCUAGGCCUGAGGCUCCUUAUGCUUCGCUGAUUGAGAUUACAGGGGAAACUGUAUACUCCUUUUUUUGGUGCCAUUUUUAGGCAUUUGAUCUCUGGCUAUGCCAAUUCCCGGAGGUCUUAGGUUUACGGUCUAGGUGUGCAUGAUAGGCCAAAUUGUUAUGUAUCAACUCGCUCAUGUAACAAAUAAUCAGCUGGCCUAUUGUGUGCUUAUACUUAUGGUGCAUUUUCAUUAAAAACAGAAAUAGAUGAUGCUUUGGUUGAAUGAAUUUAUGUAUUUUACUAUCCCAA
Messenger RNA from Manihot esculenta (cassava), 1544 nucleotides. Its product is annotated as phosphoribosylaminoimidazole-succinocarboxamide synthase, chloroplastic. The coding region runs from base 59 to 1255 and encodes 398 amino acids. Gene Ontology annotation, cellular component: chloroplast stroma; cytoplasm. Gene Ontology annotation, biological process: 'de novo' IMP biosynthetic process. NCBI's taxonomy places the organism in Eukaryota, Viridiplantae, Streptophyta, Magnoliopsida, Malpighiales, Euphorbiaceae. The record is from RefSeq and is a predicted model, not a curated record. Gene Ontology annotation, molecular function: phosphoribosylaminoimidazolesuccinocarboxamide synthase activity. The transcript is spliced from 12 exons.